AUGACAACAAUGGACGGCGCCGACGCGGCGGCCCUCGCCCGCGCGCGGCGCCGGGCAGCCCCGCCGCGGGCCCCCGUGCCGGCGCCCGCCCGCCCCCAGCACUACCGCGUCGCCGUGCUCGGCGCGGCGGAGGCCGGCAAGACGGCGCUCGUCGCGCGCUGGGUCGGCGCGACGCCGCCGUCGACCUACGCGCCGACGCUGGGCGCGUCACCGGCGGAGAACGAUGUUUUUGUGGUUACCACUGACGGGCCCGCGCGCGUGACGUUGGUGGACUGGUGCUGGGACCACGCCGCCGACGCGGACGUCACGCGGCAGAUGGCCGCCAGCAACGCGGCCGUCGCCGUGUUCUCGCUGGCCGACGGCAAGUCCUUCACGCGGGCGGCGGUGGCCGCCGUCGCGUACGGGAGCAAAAGGCCCGUGGUCUUCGUCGGGACGCACAGCGACGGCAAAACGAGAUGCGACGCGGACGCGGUGUCAAAGCGCGACGCCGCCCUCUGCUCCUGCGCGACGGGCGCCGGCGUCGACCGGGCCCGCGCGAGGCUCCUGGACGCGCUGGCGCUCAAGGACUCCACUUCAUCGUCCGAGGACGCGUGGCUUCUGAGCGAGAGGCGCGUCGACGCCUACGAGCGGUUUCUGAAGGACGACGAGGCGUGUGUACUGGAUCUGGUGAAGCGGCGCCUCGGUUUUGAUGAUGGCCUUGCGCCGGAGGCGACGGUCGCCGCCGCCCUGAAGCUGCUCGGGUUCGCGGCGGACCCGGACGCGGUUCUGAAAGACAACCUCGCGCGCGCGGCCGCACUCCACGGCCUCGACGCGGAGGAGGAGGAGGAAGAUGAGCCCGACGAAGUCGCGUUCGCGGCUGACGCGUCGGUGAAGAAGAAGGCGGUCAGUGACUCAGUGUGAUUUCUGAGCUUUUCUGAUCUUCGAGUUGCGUCGAUGGCGUCGUCGCGAUGCCGCAUUGCUUCGACGCUGUCGUUCGACACAGGUCAAGCGGGUCGCGCGGGCGGCCGGGGACGGGGCCGCCGUCGACGUGGUCCAGGCGUCGACGGACGAAGAAGUAACCCGCGCGGCGCGGCGGCGGGCCCGAAUCAACGAGCGCGACCGCGCGGACGCCGCGGCGGCCCGGGCGGCGCGCGAGCGGUUUUUUCGGUGUCCUUUUCCGAUGCCCCUGGUGCUGCCGCGUAUACGAGCCCGCGGAGCCUACGGCCGUAUCGACGCGACCCUCCCCGCGACGCAGGCGCGAGGCGGAGGCGCGCGCCGCGGCCGGGGCCGCGGCGGCGCGCCGCGAGCGCCGCGCCGCGCGCGCCGCGCGCGACCGGCGCGCGGCCCGGGGCCCGCGCGCCGCCGCGGCCGACGCGCUCCGGGCCGCGGAGCGCGCGCGCGCCGCGGCGCUCAAGGCCGCGCUCGCCGCCGAGGACGCGGCCACGUCGGCGGAGAAGCGCGACUACGGCCUGCGGAAGGCCUCGGUCGGCGCCGCGUGGCCCGCGUGCGUCGUCCACGCCGGCUACGAGACGCCCGGCAAGGGCGUCUCGCUGCGGCUCGACGUGCCCGAGGCCUGGCGCGACGCGCCCCUCGCCAAGCUGCUCGCGGCCGUCGACGCGUGGGAGAUGGCCAAGGCGCGGAAGAAGUCGAAGCGCAGGCGCCGGCCGGUGCGCGCGCGGUCGGCGCGCUGCGAGGACCUCGAGGGCUACAACCUCGACCACCUGUCGGUCUACGAGGCCAUCGAGGCGUCGGGCGGGUGCGUCGUGCUGCGCUAGGUUUUUUGUCCCUAAGUAUUAUAUCCCCG
Pelagomonas calceolata is the source of this 1783-nucleotide messenger RNA. The record is from the annotation of a GenBank genome assembly. Lineage: Eukaryota; Pelagophyceae; Pelagomonadales; Pelagomonadaceae.